Ipomoea triloba (trilobed morning glory) is the source of this 1752-nucleotide messenger RNA. Its product is annotated as replication protein A 70 kDa DNA-binding subunit A-like. NCBI's taxonomy places the organism in Eukaryota, Viridiplantae, Streptophyta, Magnoliopsida, Solanales, Convolvulaceae. The record is from RefSeq and is a predicted model, not a curated record. Gene Ontology annotation, biological process: DNA replication; DNA repair; DNA recombination. The transcript has 10 exons. Bases 1 to 1752 code for a protein of 583 amino acids. Gene Ontology annotation, molecular function: DNA binding. Gene Ontology annotation, cellular component: nucleus.
AUGGCUGCUUUGGUGGUCGUAGCUAUGGCGAAGGAGAAGGCGGCGGCUAAACUACGAGUAGGAAAUGGCGGGUGGCAACGGAGGGUGGUUGUUGUAUGUGGUUUGGAGAUGGUGGCGGAGAUGGAGGACGAAAUGGCUAGGGUUUGGAGUAGGAAAUGGCGGAGAUGGAGGAUGGGGGGUUAUUUAAUUGCGAUAUCUAAUACAAACAACUUUCAGAACUAUAGUCUCCAGUCGUACGCCAUGGCUCCAAUGUACAUUGUUGUAAGAGAGAUUAAGAAGAACAAAGCGACUGCUGCCAUUAAGUUGAGAGCAGUGCGUACAUACGAUGUUCUGCAAAGCCGGUUUAGUGAAGAGAUCAAAUCAAUAGAGUGUGUUCUACAUGAUCAAGAGGGGGCAUAUGUUCAUCUGCAUAUUCCUGGAAAGAAUGUCUCUAUUCAGAAUAAAUUUAUUGAAGGCAAUGUGUAUUGUAUAAAAAACUUCCUGGUAGUUCAACAUUACUAUACCUAUAAGACAUGCAGUGGUCCUCACAUGUUGAAGUUAUUCAAUGAGACAUUGGUAAAAGGCUACAAAGGAUUAGAUUUUCCUACACAUAUGUAUCGUUUACAAUCCUUUACUGCUUUGAAGACAGUGGAUCCUAAAGUAUUGGUUGAUGUGAUUGGAAGGGUUGUGGAAAUAUACUCCCCUUUGGACAAGUUGAUAUCUGGUAGGCCUUCCCGGCUCAUAGAUUUCCUCAUUGAGGAUUUAAAUGGCAAUCAACUUAAAUGCACUGUAUGGGAUCAGCAUGUUGAGAAAGUGUUGCCUUAUUUCAGAAAGGAUUUUGCAGAGCCAGUCAUUGUGCUAAUUCAGAUGGGAAGGGUGAAGGUUUCUGAAAACUCUGCUGAAGUGAAAAUAACAAGUUCUUAUGAUGCUACCCAACUUCUGUUUAAUGGAGAUAGUACUGAGUUUCUGGAGUUUAGAGAGAGUUAUGGUAAUUCAAGUGGUGGUGAUUUAAGUAGCCCAAAAAUGCGUAUCAUUACCAUAUCUGACAUCUUUCAGAAUAGAGAGGUAGGUGAAUUCUGGGUACCUGCACAGAUUAUCGGAAUAGAGUCCGAUGUUGAUGAUUGGUUUUACCAGUCCUGCAAAGAUCCAGGAUGUAAUAAGAAGGUGGAAUUAAUUAAUGGAAUGUUUCAGUGUAGCAAGUGCAGCAGCAGAUAUGAUGACUGCAUCUACAGGUAUAAAAUCAAGGUUAGAGUUGUUGAUCUUAAAGGUACAGCACCCUUUCUUCUAUGGGAUCGUGAAGCACUUGAUUUGGUUAGUGUAAGAGCUGAUGAAUUGGUAGCAAAGCAGCCAAAGGUAAUGAUUAAGAUCCCUAAAGAGCUUAAAACUAUGGUGGGCCGAGGUCUUUUCUUUAAGGUCAAUGUGCAAAAAAAUCAGUUAGACAACCUAAGUCAUGUUAUUCCUGUAAUGUCAGUGAAACACUUCCCUGAGAUGUUCAAUACUUACUGUCCUGGUCUCCUUGAUGAUUAUGAUGAUGGUUUAUCCUCUAAGUUACUACUUACUGACAAUGAAUCAGAUUCAGAUGAGGGAUUUUUUUCAGAGGAAGAGGCAGAGAGUCCAAAUGUGAAUGCUGUGAAGGAACAAACAGUUCAUGUAACUGAGACUGAUGCUGUUAAGAGAAGUUUACUUGAUCAAUUUUCCAGCACUCAAAAUUCAAAGAAGAAAAGAGUUAUGGUGGUCAAGGAGGAGAAGGGAGAUGAUGAUAAGGAAACAUGA